Ostrea edulis (European flat oyster) is the source of this 1687-nucleotide messenger RNA. RefSeq names its product monocarboxylate transporter 9-like. Gene Ontology annotation, biological process: transmembrane transport; monocarboxylic acid transport. Gene Ontology annotation, molecular function: monocarboxylic acid transmembrane transporter activity. The coding region runs from base 271 to 1650 and encodes 459 amino acids. NCBI's taxonomy places the organism in Eukaryota, Metazoa, Mollusca, Bivalvia, Ostreida, Ostreidae. The record is from RefSeq and is a predicted model, not a curated record. The transcript is spliced from 4 exons.
AUCACGACGUCAAGCAUGUGAUGAAAAUGUUUAUGCUUACACUAACCUAGAAUAAAGACUUUUAGCUGAAAAUAUUAUGACUAUUCAAUAGAAAAUACGGAUAGGUACACUUAUUAUGUAAAACAAUUCUGAAGUGGGUAUUUCAUCAUUUCUUUGGAGGAUGUGUAAUUUGGGACAAACAUAAAACAAUGUGACUUCUGGUCAAUUCAACUUUUCAGAUCUAGUUCCAUCAUUCUGAGGAUAUAGCGAUCUGUGAUCACUUGAGAGAAAAUGGAAAAAUCGUGGGGAAUUGUUAUUUCUAUCUCAGCUUUUCUCAUUCAGUUCCUAAUGUUCGGUAUAUGCCUGUCCUUUGGCAUAUAUGUUAUAGAAUUACAAAAUGAAUUUGAUUCCGGCCUUUCAAUAAUUUCAUCUAUUGGCUCUGUACACUUUGGAUUUCAACUUUUUACAGGUCCAAUGGUCAGUUUUCUAAUGCGGAAGAUAUCUUACCGGAAGGUCUGUUUGCUGGGAUCCUUAAUAAGCAGCAUAGGACUAUCCGUUUUACCGUUCACUCCAAAUAUACCGUAUCUAAUCGCCUUCUUCGGCGUUCUAACAGGUAUUGGGUAUUCGUUACUUUACUUGUCUUCCCACACACUAUCCGGUCUGUGGUUUGACGACAACAGAAGUCUGGUUACAGGAAUCGUAACUGCCGGUUCCUCGCUAGGUGGCGUGGUGUUUCCACCUCUGGUUGAAAUUUUAAUCGAGGAAUAUGGAUGGAGAGGUUCCAUGUUUAUACUUGCAGCUUUGAAUUUACAAACAAUAUUACUCGCUGGUCUUUUACGGGAAUCGCCAAUACAACAUGCUUGGAAAAAAUCAAAGACCAAGAGCAUUAAAAAUAACCUCGCCGGCAGCACGGUAUAUACGAUCCCAGAAUCAAAUGGCAAUCAUAUUUGCACAAGAGAAACCACAUCUGAAAACACUACAAGAAAUCAUAAUGCCAAAACACUAACCAAUAUUGACAAAGGGAGUAAUCCUAAGAAGGGAAAUUUCACGGUGCUAAAGCUGUUUAGAAAUAUUCCGUAUGAUCUGUUUACGCUCAAUUGUCUCCUAUGGAAUGUUGGUGCAUCCGUACACCUACUUCUUGGUCCAGACUACUACACCAAAGUCGGUCGUAGUGUGUCUGAAGCUGCUAUUCUUUUAUCCGUGUCGCAAGGUGCAGCAUGUUUUGGAAGUGUCGUAGGUGGAGUUCUUGGUAAUUACCACAAUAUCAACAGGUGUGUGUUAUUCCUGUCCACAAAUUUGAUAUCAGGCCUAUGUUUGCUCGCCUAUCCGUUUCCGGUUUUGCACACGAUGGCGGGAUUUAUUGCUGUCAACUUACUGUAUGGAUUAAGUUUUGGAGUAUCACUCGGACUGUUAAUCAUUCUUGUAUCGGAUUUUGUUGGAAGUGAAUUGAUAGCUGACGGAAUGGGGUACCUGAUGUUACUAUGUGGAAUAGGAACUUUUCUCGGUCCACCCUUUGGAGGCUAUCUGGUACAAAUGACUGAGUCUGAUGACGCUGCCUUUUACUUCGGUGGGUCUGCGUAUUUGUUGAGUGCUUUGGUGUUGAUGGUCAUUCCCAUUAAAGACUGCCUCCGGCGAUCCAAGAAGUAUUCCGUAUCAAUUUCUGUCACCUAAGAAAGAAAUAAAAUUUUCAAAUAGUGUAUGAUAUAUA